This is a messenger RNA of Erinaceus europaeus (western European hedgehog), 1277 nucleotides long. RefSeq names its product SEC13 homolog, nuclear pore and COPII coat complex component (gene SEC13). The transcript has 9 exons. Bases 253 to 1170 code for a protein of 305 amino acids. Gene Ontology annotation, molecular function: protein binding; structural molecule activity. The record is from RefSeq and is a predicted model, not a curated record. Gene Ontology annotation, cellular component: COPII vesicle coat; nuclear pore outer ring. Lineage: Eukaryota; Metazoa; Chordata; Mammalia; Eulipotyphla; Erinaceidae. Gene Ontology annotation, biological process: positive regulation of TOR signaling; protein import into nucleus; COPII-coated vesicle budding.
CCGCUCGUCCCUUGGAUUUUGAGCCCCGGCACCGCAGGGAAGGAGCCCGGAGGCACAGAGGAAGCUCCUGGGGUGCAAUUCUUCCCUCUGUCUCUCUCUGUCUCUGUCUCAGAUUGACAUUGGAGGGUGGGGGGCAGGUGGAGGGGCGCCGACGGUGACGGCUGAGCCACUGGCCAAGAGCCCCCAGGCCUCACCCGCUUUGCGGGUGUCGGGGUGUCGGUGAUCAACACCGUGGACACGUCCCACGAGGACAUGAUCCACGACGCCCAGAUGGACUACUACGGCACCCGCCUGGCCACCUGCUCCUCCGACCGCUCCGUCAAGAUCUUCGACGUGCGCAACGGCAGCCAGAUCCUCGUGGCCGACCUCCGCGGACACGAGGGCCCCGUGUGGCAGGUGGCCUGGGCGCACCCCAUGUUUGGCAACAUCCUGGCGUCCUGCUCCUACGACCGCAGGGUCGUCAUCUGGAAGGAGGAGAACGGUGCCUGGGAGAAGACACACGAGCACGGGGGCCACGACUCCUCAGUGAACUCCGUGUGCUGGGCCCCCCACGAGUACGGGCUGACCCUGGCCUGCGGGAGCUCGGACGGGGCCAUCUCCCUGCUGUCCUACACCGGGGAAGGCCAGUGGGAGGUGAAGAAGAUCAGCAACGCUCACAGCAUUGGCUGCAAUGCCGUCAGCUGGGCCCCCGCCGUGGUCCCAGGCAGCCUCGUUGACCAGCCGUCAGGACAGAAGCCCAACUACAUCAAGAAGUUCGCUUCUGGCGGCUGCGACAACCUCAUCAAGCUGUGGAGGGAGGAGAAUGGCCAGUGGAAGGAGGAGCAGAAGCUGGAGGCGCACAGCGACUGGGUGCGUGACGUGGCAUGGGCCCCGUCCAUCGGCCUGCCCACCAGCACCAUCGCCAGCUGCUCCCAGGAUGGCCGCGUGUUCAUCUGGACCUGCGAGGACGCCGCAGCCAACACGUGGUCCCCUCGGCUGCUGCACAAGUUCAGCGACGUCGUGUGGCACGUGAGCUGGUCCAUCGCCGCCAACAUCCUGGCCGUUUCGGGUGGUGACAACAAGGUGACCCUGUGGAAGCAGGCGGCAGAUGGCCGGUGGGUCUGCAUCAGCGACGUCAACAAGGGCCAGGGCUCCGCAGCCGCCACCGAGAGCCAGCAGAACGAGCAGUGACGGGCUGGCAGCGCUCAGGAGACGCCGAGUGACCUUGGAGUCUGGGGCCAUCUUGACGUACCUCUGGGGGGUUGUUUUCAGAGUCAAUAAACUCACAUUGCUUAAGA